Molecule: messenger RNA, 2673 nt
Organism: Vollenhovia emeryi
Lineage: Eukaryota; Metazoa; Arthropoda; Insecta; Hymenoptera; Formicidae
Product: androgen-induced gene 1 protein-like
Exons: 7
Coding region: 443-1249 (268 amino acids)
Cellular component (GO): membrane; endomembrane system
Source: RefSeq, a predicted model, not a curated record
GCAUCAUUGUCGUAGCCGUAUCCGUCUCGCAAAACCCGAACUUGCGCAUCCGGCCCUAAUCGCAGCCAGACGCGGCAUUGAUGUGUCGUCAUUCUGAUAAUCGCCGACGUGUCGAACCAACGCUGCUAUCGAACUUUUAAUAGUACGCGCCGGUUCAGUGCGGCCAGUCGGUCGACGUUCGAUUGUCAGUGCGUAUCCGACGCAACGGCCGCGGCCUGACCACGCGACCAGGGGAGUGGUCAUUAUCUCCGACGUAACAAGCGAGAAAUCACGGAAGAGAUACCGUUGAAUUGAGAAGUUAAAUAACUGCCCUGAGAAGUGCUCGUCUGCAUCAACUCGCACGCGAAAAGACAGAAUGGAUUACGAAACGUUAUCUAAGAGCCUAAUUUUCCCGCUCUCAAUAAUGCGUGACUUCAAGAUGACGUUAAUUUAACGCUAUUGGAUGCCACGUUUGGAAAUCUUUCUCCUCGGUUACACGAAUACUUUCCCUGACAAUUGGAAGACGAAAAUCUCAAAAAAUUUCAUCAUGAUGACGUACGUUCUAAACACCGUGGUCCAUUUCGUCAAUUUGGUGGCUUACAGCUUCACGCUGUAUUAUGCAUUCAAUGUAUUGCACAUUCCUUUUCUCGUAAACAAGUUCAGCAAGUUCGACCCUGGCCAAUUCAAGUAUUUAACGAUGUGGGAUGUGAUUCUGCAAACAAUAUUCUUCUUGAUAUGUCUCCUGAACGAUGUAUUCGGCACGAACGCCAUAAAUCCCAAAAAGGUGCCAUUCACGCGGAAGUUGAAGGACUACUUUCAUGCGAGUCUCGGGUUUCCCAUUGCUAUGUUCGUCGGCGUGACCUUCUGGGCGCUGAUGUUCGUGGACCGUGAACUAGUGUUGCCGAAAGCGCUGGACCCGUACUUCCCAUGGUGGCUGAACCAUUUGAUGCACACGAUGAUCAUGGUGACGACCAUGUUAGAGAUGAUCGUCGCGCCACGGCAGUAUCCCAAGCGAUCUCGCGGCCUCGGAAUACUCACCAGCUUCAUGCUUGCGUAUUUAGUCUGGAUACAUGUAAUCUACUAUAAAAGCGGAGUCUGGGUAUACCCCGUGAUGGACGUAUUAACACAGCCGCUACGGGUCGUGUUCUUCGCCGUGCUGCUGACGUUCUGCACGAUUCUAUACUUUGUCGGCGAGACGAUGAAUAACAUCAUCUGGGGAAAAAAGUACGUAGCGGUAACGGAGAGCGUGGAGCCAGAUUUGAAAACGUAGAAACGGCAGACGGACAAGAGGGAAUCAUAAAUGUACCGAUCGUAAUGUACCGAUCAUCCGGGGAUAACGUUGCCGGGGACAUUUUCUUGCUUCAAGUGAGAAGUGCCUUGGCGAAACCUCUAGUACGUUUGCGGAAGGAAAUUUUUAACUACGAGAGGAAGAUUUUAACUGCGACGUUGAGACAAAAGCAUACGAUUAUAUACGUAGAAAUUAUAUUGGUACAGUUUAAUUCAGCGAGUAACUUAAUAAUACGUAUGGCCUAAGAAUCGAUACCGAUUGUCGUAACAUAUAUUUUCCUAGAAGCUUUAUUUAUAAAUAUGUUCAAUUGUGGAUAGAGACUCUUGAUAUCUGUUUCCUGCCAGAAUGUAAGUUUAAAUUGCAACGUGUGUACGUCACACCAGAAAGAAUUAUAUUAUAUAUUACAAUACAUUGUUUACAGAAUGUGUCUCGCUAAAAUAGUUCGAUAUACUGCAAUAAAAAUGUAAACGACGAUAAUUUUAUCUCUGAUUUUUCUCGGUAAAGAAAGAUAUAAUAUACGCCGAUGCAAUUGAUGAACCUUAAUACUUUGGGAAAGAAAGUAAUAUACAUUUUCGUAUUGCACACAUACAUAUUGUAACAGUGAAAUUUUAGAGACAUUUAAAAAUAUUGUGAGAACAAUUAUGCUAAUGUGAUAACUAUUUGAAAAAUGCGAUACGUAAAAUUGAGUACUGUAUAAAUAUAUUAAUACUUAUUACAAAAUGUAUAUAAAAUACAAUAAUACAAAGAGACACAGCUUAUAGAUAAUACUUUUCAAUAGAGACAUUUGUACUAGCCGUAAAUAUUCGACUUAUAUAUAAGCUUAACAAUAUAUCGCUUACUUUUAUAUAUGUAAAAUAUAUAUAAAAUAUACCUAAAAUAUAUGUAUUAUAUAUAUUGCUAGCUGAAAUUACUAUAAAGAACAGUUGUAAAAUUGAACAUAGAAGGUAAAAAACAAUAUAUAUAUGAUCCUUUGGUGGAAUGUGAAUAUUAAGAUGCGCUUUCAAACAACAAACUGAUAAAUUUUACAGCUUAAUUCUUUGUUAGUUGAUAUAGAUUGCCAAUUUACAAUUGCAAAAUCAUUAAAAAAUGUUUUAUUGGGUUUUAUAAUUCGUUUGUGUUACCGGCAAUAUCUACAAUGCUGAUACACAUUGGCAUUACGUCGUUUUUUACUUAAUUUUAUUGUAUUUUUACAUUUUAAGCAAAUACCAUACGUUUUAUAAAAUUCAAACUGGUCUCGUAUAACUUUCUUGAUAUUUGAUUGGAAUUUUUGUUGUCUGUUAAGCCGCUUUUGAAAAAUGAAAAAAUGUAAAGAAAUAUAUACUCAACGAAACCUGCUAUUUGGUCGUGAUGCAUAUUUCAUAAUGGUGUAUUUAUAGGAAAAAUAAAUAUAGACAAAACUAAAAAAA